Messenger RNA from Prorocentrum cordatum, 706 nucleotides. The record is from the annotation of a GenBank genome assembly. Lineage: Eukaryota; Dinophyceae; Prorocentrales; Prorocentraceae.
GAGCCCCAGCGUCGGCGGCCGCGCGGGGCGCGGCCAGGGCCCCGGCGGCAGAGGCAAGCAGAAGAGGCGCAGCAGGAGUCGCUCAGGCAGCGCCGCCAGAGGGGCCGCUAGAACGAGGCAGAGGGACGAGGCGAGCAGCAGCCGCGGCGCGAAGAGGGCCGGCAAGAGCGCCAAGGCCUGCCGCAAGAGGAGCCCGAAGAGGAGUCCCAAGAGGAAGGCCCAGGCGAGUUCGUCGAAGAGCGGCAGCUCCAGCGGCGGCUCCACGGGGAAGUCGAAGCGGAGACGGAAGAGCCCAAGUCGCUCUCCGAGGGGGAGGAAGAAGGAGAAGCAGGGCGAUAGAGACGCCGAGCCCAAAGGCAAGAGCCGUGCCAAGGAUAAUGAGAAGACCAAGGAGAAGGACAAGGAGAAAGACCGGCGGAAGGACAAGGGAAAGGACAAGGAGGAGGGCAGAGAUAAGGAGAAAGGGCGGGAGAAGGAUGGCAAAGACAAAGAGAGGGAGAAGGACAGAGACAAAAAGGACAGGAAGAAGGAUGGUAAGGACGACAGCAAAGAGAAGGAGAAGGACAAGCGGAAGGAAAAGGAGAAGGAGGGCAAAGCAAAGGACGGCGGAAAGGCUCUUGAGCGAGGCGGAGACAAGGUCAGCGAGGAAAGCAUGGACAAGGGUAAGGAGAAAAGCAAGGAGAAGCAGGGCGCCAAGAAGAAAUGA